Messenger RNA from Triticum turgidum subsp. durum (durum wheat), 1629 nucleotides. The record is from the annotation of a GenBank genome assembly. Lineage: Eukaryota; Viridiplantae; Streptophyta; Magnoliopsida; Poales; Poaceae.
AUGGUUCUUGAGUGCCUUCGACCACAUGAAAAUCUUGAAGUGUUGUGCAUUAGAGGGCACAGAGGCCCCACUUGUCCAACAUGGCUGGGUGAUGAGCUUGCUGUUGAAGCCCUACAAUCUCUUUGUCUUGAUGGUGUUUCUUGGAAGGUCUUCCCUUCUUUACGGAACAUGGGGGAUCUUUGUGAGCUUGAGAUACAAGACUGUCCAGAAUUCUCGUCCGUGAUUCCCACCUCCUGGAUUGAGAGUUUGCGUCGCGUCACGAUUGAAUGUGUCAAGCUACUAAAGAGGUUUGCAUACUCAAAAUCAUCAAAUGGAGCACAACUGGAAAUCAUUGGAUGGGGUGAUCUGCAAAGCUUAGACCAAGUGUUAGUUUUCGAUAAAGAAACAGGUCUUCAGAAGCUGACACUCGAGAGAUGCCCACCUUUGGAGUUGAAGCACCUUCUGAUGCUAACCUCGCUGAAGACACUGAUUGUAAGGCAUUCAGCUGGUCUGGCUGGUCUGGCUGGACCACUAGGAGGUCUGGGUGAUGUGGAAUGGCAGCUCCCUGUUGAGCACAUUGAGAUCUGCCACUUAAAUGGUAAUAGUUGGAAUGAAUUGACAGAGCUCUUCCCACACCUCCCAAAGCUCUCCAAAUUGGAGAUACGGGAUUGUAAAAAUAUAAAACAGCUGGUAGUGGGGGUAGAUUUGCGACAAACAGCAUCAGAUAUGGGGGGAGGUGAAAUAACAGCAGCAACAGAGGAAGAGGAUGAUGGGGUGCUGCUCUUCCCAUCUCAUCUCUGUGACUCACUACAGAAAUUGAAGUUCCUUUUCUGCCCAGAGCUGGUCCUGGUGGACUCGCCAACUCUUGUUCCUGGAGGAGGAUGGCUCCAAGCCUUGCGAUCCCUCCAGAGAUUAAGCAUAAAGUAUUGCCCAAAGUUUCUAUCCGCCUUCUCGUUUUCCAGUCACAUUUUCCCUUCCUCCCUGCAAUUCCUGGAGCUUACGAAAUUAGAAGGGAUGGUGACACUAGAGCCUCUCUCAAACCUUUCUUCUCUUACCAGAUUAGUAUUGGAAUUUUGUGGAAAGGAUCUGAAAUGUCAGGGAUUGCAGUCUCUCCUUACCACCGGGGGCCAGCUCAACGAAUUGGAAGUCAGGGGCAGCCAUAUAUUCUUUGCUAAUUGGGAUCCAAAUCCCAGACGGGCUUUGGAGGAUGCUGAAGGAGGAGAAGAGCAGCCAACACAGCUUGUUUCAUCCACACUGCGGAAGCUUUGCACAGAUGAUGCAGCAGGACUCCUUGCUGCACCCAUCUGCAGCUUCCUUUCUUCCUCUCUCACCAAGCUGAAACUUCAUGGGUAUGGGCAUGAAGGGUUGGAGCACUUCAGCAAGGAGCAAGAGGAUGCCCUUCAGCUUCUCUCCUCCCUCCAGAAACUUGAGUUUAGGCAUUUCCGCCAUCUUCAGCAAAUCCCUGCAGGGCUGUGCAACCUUACCAGCCUCAAGAUGUUAUCAAUCAACCACUGUCCUGCCGUCUCGUCAUUGCCCAGCGAUGGCCUCCCCAAAUCACUGGAAAAGCUAGAUGUCUACGACUGCAGCGAGGUGCUAAAACGGCAGUGCAGGUGGAUGUUGGGAACCAUCCCGAAAAUCAUAAGAGGAUGA